CACCAGAAAGUGUUCGGUCUUUUUUCCGCACACCUCGGUCGUGUUAAAGUCCGAGAUAUCUAUUUGGUGCGGUUGUUCUUGCGUUCACACCGAGUCUUUGACUUUAUCAUCACCUUCCCGGUAGAACUUGCUCCAUCUCCAUCAUAAUGCGCGUCUCCUUCCUUUACUUCGGGCUGGCUGUCCCUGCCAUGGGCGUCCUCGUUCCACCGACCUACGAGAAGGUGUCUCCCGAGAUUGCAGAGAACCAGAGCAAAACGGUCGAUGGCAAAACAACCUGUCCAAGCAGAACGAACGCCUAUUGCUGCGAUACCCUUGAUUACUCCGGCUUCCAAGUCGAAUGCAUUGGGCCCGGAAAGGUCGAUUAUCUCGAGAAAUGCUUAGACUAUGAGCCUCGGCCGAUGUGUUGUUGCGUGUAUGAGUUGAAUCCUGACAUGCCACAUGUAAGUGAUGAUCACUCGUCAAAACCCUAUGGUUACCGCAUCGUGGAGUGGUCAUCCCCAAAACAGAAAGUCGUUGAUGAUGUGGACCAUAAUAACUCCGAGUUUAUGAAAAUCAGGUCCCAAGAGAGAUCAGCUGCGAUAAGGACUGCAAUGCGCUGAAGGAGCCGGAGGCCAAGGACAAGGUCAUCGGGGACUUGUGAUAUCGCGCGUGACGCCAUGUCGUCUUCGCCAUACUCGUCGGUUAGGCGUAGAACCCCUAGAGGGUGGACUCCACCAACCUAACCGACAAGUAAAUACAGUCAAGCUCGUUUCCGUUUCUGCUUUCUGGUCCUGGUUUUGGUUCUCGCGAUCGAAGUCGUCGCCAUGCCGGUU
Neurospora tetraspora is the source of this 812-nucleotide messenger RNA. RefSeq lists its product as uncharacterized. The coding region runs from base 147 to 599 and encodes 150 amino acids. NCBI's taxonomy places the organism in Eukaryota, Fungi, Ascomycota, Sordariomycetes, Sordariales, Sordariaceae. The record is from RefSeq and is a predicted model, not a curated record. The transcript is spliced from 3 exons.